CACGUCUGUAUCUGUACCAGGGGGGACAUUUCCCGUUCCCAGCAUUGGCACAACGCCCCUCGUUUCAGUCUGCGCACCUGCGGGGAAAGUACAGCACCCUCCCUCGCCUCAGCGCAUUUUAUGGUCUUGCCGACCAUUAUCACUGUCAUAGUCAGCGUCAUUUCGCGACAGUUCCAAGAAUCGGCUGUCAGGCGCUCGGUUAGGUUACGCUCUAAGAUUUUCGCAGCCGCCGAAAUUUAUUCCGUUACACCCCGCUACCAGCUGCUAAUUAUCAAGGCUAGGUUGUUAGCCUAGCCUAGGGUAAUAACUUGUGUGGGCUUCUGCGCGUUAUUAAUCGCAAUGGAGAGUGGAGGUCCACCAGCUAGCACGUCUCUAAGCAGCGGCCCAGUAGUUCCGAUUACCCCGUUACUAUCAGUUCCGCUACAGUUUCUCAUCACCAGAGUCAAGAGGGCUCGCGAGCAGCAGGCACUGACGGACGUGGAGCUCUGCGCGAGAUCCAUCGAUUCUCUCACUGGCCUCUAUCGCUCCCUCGCACUCACCUCUCAGGCAUGCUCACCUCGGUCUGUUCAAUGUUCAUCUGUUCAUCCCCGCUAUAGACAUUUCCCAACCACAUGGACAACUGUAACCACAUUUCCAUCUGUAACCACUCUGCAGGCACGGCUCAUUCUCACUGGCCUGGCCUCGUUCGCUCCCUCGCACUCACAUGUCAGGUCUCAUUGCCUUACACUCCCUGCCGUGCCAUGUCAUAAUCAUGUAGUUUUGGGGCAUUGUCGCAUGAAUUGCAUUAACUGGAAAGUUAUUUGCAAUUCAUGGGACAGCGCUUAAGGUUAGAGGUGGAGCGGUGUAGCACAGAAGUACUGUAGGGCCUUAUGUGACUUUCGAGGGGUUUGAGAGCUAGAGGACACGAGAUCUAGUCUCGGGGAUUUCUCAGGAGAGUCGGACAGCGAAUCGCAUUACCUACAAGCGCCGCCAGAGCAAGAAGGAACCAGGCUAGGAUGGAUGGAGCAGGGCAUCCGGAGGAUGAGGAGGCUUGUGUGCGACAGCGUGUGGAAACUAUACUAAUAACACAGGCAAGGCUCAUGCUAACUGGCCUCGAUCCCUCCCUCGCACUCACACAUCAGGUCUCAUCGUCUUACUCUCCCUGCCUUUUGAGGCGCCUCAAAAAACUCUCCCUGCUGUCCUCCUCUCCUCCUGCAUUCCAGGAAUUAGAGAGGGGGGAUGUAACGUGGAGGGCCAGGGAUGCAGCGGUUGCAACUCUUGGCAAUACCCCCCCCCCCCACACACACACACAUGUCACAUGCCACAUACCACGUGCCACAUACCACGUGGCGCAACCCCAUUUCCCUUCCCCCACAUCCGACUUGCAUUCGCUGCCAUGCGUUUUGCCACGUUUGCUGAACUGCAGCACUUGAAGAGAGCAUGGGAUGCCACGUGGAGGGCCAGAGAUGCACAGGUGGCAACUCUCCUUCCUCUCAUUGGUUGGUCUUCAACGUGAUCCUACUCCUGCGUCCUCAUGGCCAGCACAUGUCAGUUUGCAGUGCAGCUCGCCAUAAGCUUCUGGAGCAUCUCGAUAUGCAGCUGCAGCAGUGUAUGAGUCUUGCUCGAGUGCUGAGUGCAGCAGCAGAAGAGAACAUGUGCGUUGCUCAGGAGCUAUUAGCUGAGGCAGGAGCAGAGGCAGAAGGUGCUAUGGCAGAGGGUUCUGGUGAAGGAACAGCAGGACGUGCAGAGGCUACAGGCGCAAAAGACGGUGCAGCAGCACCAGCAGCAGCAGCAACACCAGCAGCAGCAGCAGCAGCAGCAGCAGCAGACCCGGUGGUUCUACGGCUGGCACGAGAGCGGGAGCUGAUGCCUUUAUCAGAGUUUAUCGAUGAUCUCGUAAGGCCCAGUGGUAACCCCCGCCCUACUGAAUCAACACCUGCUGAGGCAGAAACCAACAGAAGGGGGCACUCUGAAGUAAGUCAAGCUGAAACAAGACCCUUCGAGCCUGCAGAGAUAGAUCCUCCUGAAGCAAGACCUCUUGGGCCUACUGAGUCAAGACCUGCUGAGGCAGAACCUAACGGAAGAGGCCCAUCGGAAGUAAGACAAGCUGAAGCAAGACCCGUAGAGCCUGCUGCGGCGACUGCUGCUGCUGCUGCUGCUCCUGCUGCUCCUGCUGCUCCUGCUGCUGGGUUUGAAAGGGCAGCCACAGUAACUGCUGCUGUGGUGAGGGAUGGGGGUGCGGCAACAGCAUUCCACCUGGCUGGCGUUGAUCAACGUGCAACAGAGAGUGGAGCACUUUGUACAGCUGCAACUGGAGCAAACUUUGCAGCACCGCCACUACAGGCACCCCCCGUAGGAGCUCCACUGUAUUCGGAUCGCUUAGCACCAUUCCACCUGGCUGGCGUUGAUCAGAGUGCAACAGAGAUUGCAGCAAAAACUGCAGCAGCAGGUGCAGCAAACACUGCAGCAGCAACCGCAGCAGCAACCGAAGAAGCAGCCGCAGCAGAGCUUGCAGGUAGGAAGCGAAAGAGGCAGCCAGGUGAUCGCUUGGACAGAGGAGACGCCCCGAGGAGAGGCUCUUUGAAUCAGAGCGUUUCGGUGGAACAUCUGGGCUCAGGGGAGAAUAUUCUAGAGGAGUGGAGAGGGUUGGCAGUAAGAGGCUUUCUAAGGCCGAAUGAGUUGCCAGGGAGGGGGGAAAGUGGAGUGAAGGAUAGGGACCGGCGACAAGAGAGGGGCUUACAGGAUGGGGCAGAGGAGAGCGAGGGAGUGGAGGAUAGGGGAGAGGGGCGAGAGGCGAGGGGCUUGCAGUUUCCUCCUCGUCAGAGGCUUGGCCUGUCUCUCCCCCAUGGGACUGCUUCUCUUGGUGUGCGCCUGUCUCUGCUCUCUGUCCCUGUCCUGGCUUCCGAUCUUACUUCGUCUAAUCAGUUUUUUCCUGACCGUGCUACACCUUAUCAUGCUAUGCCGGAUCAAGUUACACCUGACCGUGUUACACCCGAUCGAGUUAUGCCUGACCGUGUUACACCCGAUCGAGUUAUGCCUGACCGUGUUACACCUAACCGUGUUACGCCUAAUUGUGUUACACCUAACCGUGUUACGCCUAAUCGUGUUACACCUGAUGGGAGGGUGGCUGAGGCAAGGCAGGGUUGGGAGCAGCAGGAGGAGCAGCAGCAAGAGGAGCAACAGCAGGAGGAGCAGCAGCAACAGAAAAAGCGACAGGAGCAGCAGGAGCAGCAGGAGCAGCAGGAGCAGCAGGAGCAGCAGGAGGAGGAGCAGCAGGAGGAGCAGCAGGAGGAGCAGCAGGAGGAGCAGCAGGAGGAGCAGCAGGAGGAGCAGCAGGAGGAGCAGCUGGAGGAGCAGCAGGAGGAGCAGCAGGAGGAGCAGCAGGAGGAGCAGGAACAAGAGGAGCAACAGCAGGAAGAGCACCAACAGGAGCAGCAGCAGCAGGAGGAGGAGCAGGAGGAGGAGGAGCGGCAGCAGGAGAAGAUGCAGCAGCAGGAGGAGCAGGAGGAGGAGGAGCAGCCGAAGCAGCAGGAGGAGGAGCAGCAACAGCAGAUGCAGCAGCAGGUGGAGAUGCAGAGGCAGCAGGAGCUUCAAGAGCGGCAGCAGCAGCAGGAGGGGGAGGUGGCCGAGAGACAAGAGCAGCGGCCACAGGAGGAGAAGGAAGAGGAGGAAGAGGGACGGCAGCAGCUGGAGGAAACUGGAAGCUGUGUGGAUAAGGAAACGAGAGGGGAGAGCGACAUGGAUAGAGAGCACGGAGGGGAGAAGCGAGAGCCAGAGGAGAGGAAGAGGAGACGUGUGGAGGUUUUUGGGUCCGGUGGAGAUGGGGAGGGUGAUGGUGGUGGGCAUGGGACGCCAGCAAAGCAGCUAAGGCUUGGCGAGAGUGUCGAGGGUAAUGUGGCAGGGAUUGAUGCUGCAGCUGACACUGCUGCUGCUGCUGCUGACACUGCUGCUGCUGCUGCUGCAGACGUGGAGGGAGGUGGGGCUGCAGCUGGUGCUGCCACUGCUGCAACUGGUGCAACUGGUGCAACUGGUGCUGCCACGGCUGCAACUGGUGCUGCCACUGCUGCAACUGGUGCUGCCACUGCUGCAACUGGUGCUGACACUGCUGCAGCUGGUGCUGACACUGCUGCACCUGGUGCUGCCACUGCUGCAGCUGGUGCUGACACUGCUGCUGCUGGUGCUGACGCUGCUGCUGCUAAUGCUGACACUGCUGUAAUUGGUUCUUCUGUGGCGGUCGCUGCUGUAGCUAAGUCUGCUGAAGUUGCUGCUACCUCUCUCUCUCCUCCCACACCUCUACAUCCCUCUCUCUCUCCUCCCACACCUCCAUAUGCCUCCCUUUCUUCUGCCAGACCUCCUCCCUCCUCUCGCCCUCCUCCCGUACCUCCUCCCUCCUCUCUUGCUCCUGUGGUACCUGCUGUGCCGGUCACCUCCUCCGUUCCUCCUCCCAUACCUCCUUCCACCUCUCUUCCUCCUCCCAUACCUCCUUCCUCCUCUCUUCCUCCUCCCAUUCCUCCUCCCUCAUCUCUUCCUUCUCUCAUACCUCCUCCCUCCUCUCUUCCUCCCCCCAUACCACCUGCCCCCUCUCCUCCUGCUCUCACCCCUUCUCCCUCCUCUCUUCCGCCUCCCAUGCCUCCCAUAGCUGUCGCUUCCCCAAGGGAGUCCCAAGGAGCCUCUUCAUCAUUCCCCAUUGUUAUAAGCUCCUCUGAAGAAACCCCUACCGAGCUAUCCCAGUCACCUCUUAAAAACUCGCAGUCGCCAGUCAAGGCUUCUAAAUGCGUUCUCGUGAACUCGCAGUCGCCAGUUAAGGUCUCCCAUUGCCUCCUCUUAAACUCGCAGUCGCCUCUUAAAAACUCGCAGUCGCCUCUUAAAAACUCGCAGUCUCCUCUUAAAAGCUCGGAGUCGCCUCUUAAAAACUCGCAGUCCCCUCUUAAAAGCUCGCAGUCGCCUCUUAAAAACUCGCAGUCGCCUCUUAAAAAGUCGCAGUCUCCUCUUAAUAACUCGUCCCAGUCUCCUCCUAAAAACUCCUCCCAGUCGCCAGGUGUCUUUAAAGACUCCACGUCAGCAUCAGAAGAGCACCUUCCCUCCAAACCGCUCCCAACCCCUCCUUCCCCCGCAUACCCUCAACCCCUCCCAUCGUCCCCACCCCCAUUCUCCCCAUCCCUCAACCAUCCUUUCCCCUACAGUUCCCCUCCCACACACUGCCGCCCAUCUCCUCACUUCUUCUCCCAGAUACUACCUCCCUCCCAAAUGCCACCUCCCUCCGAGAUACCACCUACCUCCAGGAUACCACCUUCCUCUCAGAUACCACCUCCCUCCCAAAUGCCACCUCCCUCUCAGAUAAUACCUCCUUCACAAAUGCCAACACCCUCCCAGAUACCACCUCCAUCUCAGAUACUGCCUCCCUCUCAAAAGCCACCUCUCUCUCAAAUGCCACGCCCCUCCCAGAUCCCACCUCCCUCCGAGAAACCACCUCCCUCCCAGAUACUACCUACCUUCCAAACGCAACCUCCUUCCCAAAUACCACCUCCCUUCCAGAUGCCACUGCCUUCUCAGAUAUCGCCUCCCUCCCAGAUACCACCUUCCUCUCAACUCCAUCCUGCUACCCUAAAUCCACUGUCACAGCAUCGCUUCGAGAUUUCCCAGCCGUGUUUUGGAAUCGCCCAGCCGUCAGCUCCCCUGGAAACACAGCCAUCGCCACACCCACCCGUCCAAUCCCAGCCAUACGUUCCUCUACAAUCUCAGCCGUCGCCACACCCACCCGACCAAUCCCAGCCGUCCGUUCCCCUGCAAUCGCAGCCGCCAGCACACCUACCAGUCCCCUCGCAGCCGUCUGCUGCGGAACAGUCGCCACAUCUACCUGUUCCGCAGCCCACAUCAGUGGCCAAACAAGCCGGCGGUGGAGAAGGAGGAGCAGCAACCGUUCCCCUGCAAACACAGCCGCCAGCUCACCUACCAGUCCCAUCCCAGCCAUCUGCUGCAGCAGAACAGUCGACACGCCUACUUGUUCCGCAGCCCACACCAGUCGCCAAACAAGCCAGCGCUGGAGGAGGAGCAGCAGCCGGAGUAGAGGUGGGAGGAGCAGCAGGAGCAGAAACAACAGCUGACGGCAUAAGAGCAUUUGUAGAAUCAGGAGCAGAAGAAGUUGAAGCAGAAGCUGCAGGAGCAGAUGAAGCAGCAGACGCAGAAGCGGCAGGAGCAGAAGCAGUAGCAGCAGAAGCAGGAGGAGCAGAAGCCAAAGCAGGAGCAGUAGGAGUCGCAGAAGCAGGAGCAGCAGAAGAAGAUGCAGCAGCAGCAGGAGUCACAGAAUCUACAGGAAAGGAAGGAGGAGCAGCAGUUUCAGGUGCGAUAGCAGCAGCAGCUAUAGAAGCAAGGCAACAAUAUUUGACUGUGCAAUCAGACGCGGAAGCAGGAGCAGAAGCAGCAGCAGCAGCGGCAGGUGGAGCGGCAGCAGUUAUAGGUGAGAUAGCAGCGGCAGGAACUGUGGCAGCAAGGCAACAAUGCCUACCACCCCCUCAAGAGAAAAUCGCUGAGCUUGGGAGCCCAUCGAAUGAGGAGGAGGAAGAGCAGAGCGCCAUGCAUGGGAGCCCAUCGUAUGAGGCGGAGGAAGAGCAGAGCGCCAUGCAUGGGAGCCCAUCGUAUGAGGCGGAGGAAGAGCAGAGCGCCAUGCAUGGGAGCCCAUCGUAUGAGGAGGAGGAAGAGCAGAGCGCCAUGCAUGGGAGGACCGAAGGGGAUGCGACAAGGUGGAUUACGAAUGGGAGUGCUUUGGUGGAGGAAGGGGAGGGGCUUGCGAAGAGAGGAUGGAGAGAGGAGGGAGAAGAGAUAAUAAGGAAUGGGAGUGAGAAGGAAGUGAAUGAUGAUAUCAAGCAUGGGAGUGCAUCUCUUGAAGAAGGGGAGGUGGUGGGAGGAGGCAUGGAGGGAAGCAGGGAGUGUAACACGCAGGAUGGUGGUAAUGGUAUAGAAAAUGGGAUAGAGGGAGAGAAAGAGACUCAUGUCAGUGCUGCUGACAGUGAUGCUAUUACUGCUGCUUCGGAUGCUGCUGCUGCCGAUGAUGCUAUUACUGCUGCUUUGGAUGCUGCUGCUGAUGAUGAUGCUAUUGCUGCUGUGUCUGAAGCUGCUGCUGCUGCCACUGCUGGUAACGCUGCUGCUCCUGCUGCUGAUACUACUGAUGCCAAUUCUGCUGACGGUGCUUAUACUGGCACUGGUGCUUAUGCUCUCGAAGAUGCUUAUAAAGAGGAUGAUGCAGAAGAGAUGGAGGAAGGAGAGGUCCAGGUUGACAGCUGCAGUCCCAUUGACACUGUGGAAGGGGACAUUAUAGCAGAAGCUGCUGUAGCAGGGGAUACCGUUACAAGGGAUACUGUAGCAGGGGAUGCCGUAACAAGUGAUACUGUAGCAGGGGAUGCUGUAGCAGAAGCUGCUGUGGCAGGGGGUGCUGUAGCAGAAGCUGCUGUAGAGGAAAGAGAGGUCCAGGUUGACAGCUGCAGUCCUAUUGACACUGCGGGAGGGGACAUUAUCGCAGAAGUUGCUGUAGCAGGGGAAAUGCACGAGGAAGGAGGGCAAGAGGAGGAGGUCGGUGCACAGUUGGUUAGGUUUGCGGUUGAGGAAGCUACAGCGGAGUUAUCGAGUCAAGAGACGGAUGUUGUGGGCGCAGGUAGGGAGAGUCAGAGCACUGAGGAAACGGAGAAUCUGGGACUUGCAUGAAUUGCGAGAUACUACGGGAUUGAGGAUACUGUAUCUCAAAGUUGCAGAUGGAGAACAAGAGGCUGGUUGGUGUUGAUGUUUGGCAUUUGCUGCAUUUAGACAAGUGUAAUCGGUACUGUAGGCAUGUUUUUCUUGAUUUUUGCAUCAAUAAAUCG
Molecule: messenger RNA, 7832 nt
Organism: Closterium sp. NIES-67
Lineage: Eukaryota; Viridiplantae; Streptophyta; Zygnematophyceae; Desmidiales; Closteriaceae
Source: the annotation of a GenBank genome assembly